Scylla paramamosain (green mud crab) is the source of this 1539-nucleotide messenger RNA. RefSeq names its product phenoloxidase-activating factor 2-like. The transcript is spliced from 9 exons. The record is from RefSeq and is a predicted model, not a curated record. NCBI's taxonomy places the organism in Eukaryota, Metazoa, Arthropoda, Malacostraca, Decapoda, Portunidae. Gene Ontology annotation, molecular function: serine-type endopeptidase activity. Gene Ontology annotation, biological process: proteolysis. The coding region runs from base 144 to 1286 and encodes 380 amino acids.
AAUAUCGCCGACUGGCAACUCCCACCUGGAUAAAAGUAAGACCACGCUUCUAGCACUACCAGUCCCGUGUAUCCUCUGCCUUGGCUUCGUGUGGGAGUACGUGUGCCGAGUAACCACCGACAUACACCAACAGCAGCAGCAUUAUGAGCAGGGCGUGGGUGUGCGUGGCCGUGUGCGUGGUGGCGGCGGUGGGUGUGGCUGGCCAGCAGGGCGGAAUAGAUCCUAACAUCAGGCUUGGAUUGCUGGCUGAGCAACUGGGUGUGGAUCCCGUGCCUGGCGGUAAUCCCAAUUUGGGCAACAUCGGAGUGGCGCAGCGCGAGGACCUGGAGUGUCACUGCAUUCCCAUCAACCAGGAGUGUCCGUUUGAUUUGCGGGGACGACCCACUGGCAUCGUGACGCGCAUCUCCAACACCAGGCCGCUGAAAGACGGCCAGUGCGAGGUGGACACGAUCCGCUGCUGCAGACUGAAGGACGUCACAGAUCCUGGACCAGGCGGCCCCUUCCCUGGAAGAUGUGGAGGAAGGCAACAGAUUCCAAACUACCUCCAAGGAGUUCCUCCCCAGGCUGACUUCGGUGAGUACCCGUGGAUGGCCGUGGUUCUAGACGCUUCAAACAAUGGAUACCUGGGAGGUGGAGUGCUUAUCAGGAAUCAGUGGGUGCUGACCGCCGCUCAUAAGAUUACCACCAGAAACAUUCGGAUCCGUCUGGGAGACUACGACCUGAAGCGAACACUAGACCACCCUGACUUCCCCCACCUGGAAGUCGGCGUCAGGAACAUCAUCAUUCAUCCUAACUUCGACAGCAAAUCUCUGGUGAACGAUGUGGCGCUGCUGGAGCUGGACAGACCCGUCAACACCAAUCAGUACCCGCACAUCGGCCUCGCCUGCCUACCAAACCAAGCCCAGAAGUUCGAGGGACAAAACCGGUGCUUCGUGUCAGGAUGGGGAAAGGACACCUUCACAAAUGGCCAGUUCCAAAGUAUUCUGAAGGAGGUGGACGUCCCCAUCUUGGAGCGCUUCACUUGCCAGAGUCGCCUCAGAAAGACACGACUUGGAGAAGAGUUUGUGCUGGACGCCAAUUCCUUCGUGUGCGCUGGCGGCAUUGAGGGCAAGGACGCCUGCUCGGGAGACGGAGGUUCCCCACUGGUCUGCCCAACGAAUAACGGCUAUACGGUGGUGGGACUGGUGGCAUGGGGCAUUGGGUGCGCCCAGGGAGACGUGCCGGGUGUCUAUGUCAACGUAGCCAACUUCGUAAACUUCAUCGAAGGUUACGUCGGACCACUUUAAUGAGGAGCCACAACAUGCACCAUCUCUAUCCUGCCUUCCUCCCCACAUUGCAUCACACGACACGAGAGAAAACUACAAGCUUUUCAGAUGCAGAGGAACGUCUGUGUCGGAUCCUAACCAAUACACACAGGGCUGAAUCCAGUGACACCACAAAGCAGACGAGGAUCCACAGACUUUCAUUCUGUUCAGUCAUGAACCCCUGAAUUGUUUACAAUAUUUAAUUUUUGUUAUGCUGAAUAAACAAAUAAAUCGC